AACGCUCCGCCGCCCACGAGGACCCCGACGGCCGACCUCAUGGCCCCGCUCUUCCCUCUGCUGCUGGCUGCAUGGAUGGGGCUUGGCCUGACAGGGACCCCCACGCCCCCGACGUCCCCCCAGGUGCGGCUGGCCAACGGCCCCCACCGCUGCGCCGGCCGGGUGGAGGUCUUCCAGGAGGGGCAGUGGGGCACCGUGUGCGACGACGGCUGGGAUCUGCGGGACGUGGCCGUGCUGUGCCGGGAGCUGGGCUGCGGCCAGGCCCGGGACGCCCUCGCGGCCUCAGUUUACCCGCCGUCGGCCCCGGAGCGACAACCCAUCUGGCUCCAGAACGUCCAGUGUGAGGGCGGCGAGGGGGAGCUGGCCCAGUGCGACGCGAUGGAGGCCUUCAACUGCGAACACGUACAGGACGCCGGGGCCGUGUGCGAAGAGACCCCGCUACCCGUAAAGGUGCGGCUGGUCAACGGCCCCCACCGCUGCGCCGGCCGGGUGGAGGUGUCCCGCGAGGGACAGUGGGGCACCGUGUGCGACGACGGCUGGGAUCUGCAGGACGUGGCCGUGCUGUGCCGGGAGCUGGGCUGCGGCCCGGCCCGGGACACCCCCGCGGCCUCAGUUUACCCGCCGUCGGCCCCGGAGCGACAACCCAUCUGGCUCCAGAACGUCCAGUGUGAGGGCGGCGAGGGGGAGCUGGCCCAGUGCGACGCGAUGGAGGCCUUCAACUGCGAACACAGAGAGGACGCCGGGGCCGUGUGCGAAGAGCCGGAGGAGGAGGUGGUGUGGCGGCUGGCGGCCGGGCCCGGGCCCUGCUCCGGGCGCGUGGAGGUGAAGCACCUGGGGCAGUGGGGCACGGUGUGCAGCGACGGUUGGGACCUGCGGGACGGCCGGGUCCUGUGCCGGGAGCUGGGCUGCGGGAGGCCCAGCUGGGCCCGCGGCCGCUGCGACGGCUCGGCCGGCGGGGCCGGCCCCGUCUGGCUGGCCCGGGUGGGCUGCCGGGGCUACGAGGCCCGGGUGGCCCGGUGCCCGCACCCGCCCUGGGCCCACAACAACUGCACCCACCGACAGGACGCCUGGGUCCACUGCCACGAGCGUUUCUCGCUGCGGCUGCGGGGCCCGGGUCCCGGGCGCUGCGCCGGCCGUCUGGAGGUCCGCCACAACGGCACGUGGGGCCCCGUCUGCGACCGGGGCUGGGGCCCGCGCCCCGCCCGGGUGGCCUGCCGGGAGCUCGGCUGCGGCCCGCCCCGCGGCACCCCCGGCGGGCGGGGGGCCCCGCCCCCGGCCCCGCCUGGCUGCUGGGCCUGCGCUGCCGCGGGGACGAGCCCAGCCUCCAGGACUGCGCCCACCCGCCCUGGGCACGGGCCGCCUGCCCCCCACGACGGCACGUCACCCUCGUCUGCGCAGGAGACGAGUGAAGGGGCUUGGCCCUGCGCAGACCACCCCCACGGCCUCGCCGCAGACCGGACCUGCCGGGACCCCCGGACUCCUCCUCCUCCUCUUCCUCCUCCUCCCCUUCCUUCGGCCGGGGUUGGGGUCCCCACCUCAUCCCCCCCCACCUUCCCGCCUCAGCCCAGCUCUCCUCACCCUGAGCCCCGACGAAGGAGGGGCGACAGGGCCGCAGGGGAAGAAUUAAAGCGCAUCGUCUGUGUCCUGAGAGCUGACCGGUCGCUGACCAUUCCUCUCCCGCCCCGGCCGUCACGUGGGUCCCGGGCCCCUGGCCGGCCCACAGACCUGACAGGACGGGCGGACGGACGGACCGAGGGUGGACGGACAGACGAGGCGUCAGUCCGGUCCCGGGGGAACGGCCGGGCCAAGUGUUUUUAA
Messenger RNA from Tachyglossus aculeatus (Australian echidna), 1818 nucleotides. RefSeq names its product CD5 molecule like (gene CD5L). The transcript has 9 exons. The record is from RefSeq and is a predicted model, not a curated record. Lineage: Eukaryota; Metazoa; Chordata; Mammalia; Monotremata; Tachyglossidae. Gene Ontology annotation, cellular component: membrane. Bases 40 to 1818 code for a protein of 592 amino acids.